Messenger RNA from Quercus lobata, 863 nucleotides. RefSeq names its product TMV resistance protein N-like. NCBI's taxonomy places the organism in Eukaryota, Viridiplantae, Streptophyta, Magnoliopsida, Fagales, Fagaceae. Gene Ontology annotation, biological process: signal transduction. The transcript is spliced from 2 exons. The record is from RefSeq and is a predicted model, not a curated record. The coding region runs from base 115 to 615 and encodes 166 amino acids.
AUAAUUUUCAUUCUUUUUGCUUUCUUAAACUCUUAAAACAUUUUCAAUUUUGUCACCUCUUUUUUUCUCCUCUUUCCUUUAGAUCUUCUCAACUGUCUGUAUAUCCAAAUUACAAUGGCUCUUCUAACUAAUAAACGAGCCUCCUCUUCGUCUUUCACCCAACGAUCUAAAUAUGAUGUGUUCUUGAGUUUCAGAGGAGAAGAUACCCGCAAUGAUUUUACUAGCAAUUUGAAUGGUAUUUUGCGUCAUAAUGGUAUUAACACCUUCAUGGACGAUGAGCUCCAAAGAGGGGAGAAAAUUUCUAUUGAACUUUUCGAAGCUAUUGAAAGUUCAAAGAUUUCGAUAAUUGUAUUCUCAAAAAACUAUGCAACUUCCACUUGGUGUUUGGAUGAACUUGUCAAAAUUCUUGAGUGUAAAAAGAGUGGCCAAGUGGUGUUUCCUGUUUUUUACAAGAUAGAUCCGUCAGAAGUACGUAGCCAAAAGGGAAAGUUUGGAGAAGCAUUGGCAAAACAUGAAGCAAAUUUCAUGUAUGACACGAACAAGGUGCAAAGAUGGAGGGCCGCCCUAAAUGAAGCUGGCAAUUUAUCUGGUUGGCAUUACAAAAAUGAGGAUUAGAUGAAAUUCGAGGCAUAACAUUGUCCUUGCCACAACCAAGAAAGAUGCAAUUGAAUCUUGGAAAGAUGAAAAAUCUCAAAUAUUUAACAAUUCGUAAUGUAAUUUGUGAAGACCUUAAAUCUUUUCCCAAUGGGUUAAGGUUACUUGAUUGGAAUGAAUUUCCUUUAUCAUCCUUGUCGUCCACCUUUGAACCUACAAAACUCGUUGUACUUAACAUGCAAGGGAGCCACAUUGAAUUGGACAAGCAU